Messenger RNA from Porites lobata, 744 nucleotides. The record is from the annotation of a GenBank genome assembly. Lineage: Eukaryota; Metazoa; Cnidaria; Anthozoa; Scleractinia; Poritidae.
AUGUUUGUCCGCCCAAAAAUAAUUCCAGUACAGGGUGUUUGCUGCAAACUGAAAAUCCUCCCCAUCACUUUUCUCACUAGCCUGCGAACAGCGGACGCAUUUCCGGAGGGAGAGAAGCGACGACCGGAAAUGCCUCUGCUGUUCGCAGGCUAUUUUUUCACGAAAUUUUCACCGACAUGUGGACCCCUUUCUUCACCAUUCAGACCCCCUCUAGAGUAUUGCCGAGUAAAAACCCAGAGAGACGCCUGGGAACGUAUAACCCUCAGGCACUGGUUUGCAUACGUAGGUUUUGUUUGGUUUCGGUCGAUUGAGUCUGUUUCUAGACUUGUGAUGAACAUGAGUGGUAGAGAUUUGUCAAAAUUUCGAUAUGACAAGGCCAUAGUCUGUGGGAUACCUUCAUCGCUGCCUGCUGCUGCACAAAGACAGAGUGAUUGCCUGGAGCCGGUUAACUUGAGCAAAGCAUUAAACCAACAUGCUAACUACGUUCGAGCUUUGAAAAAUAUGGGAUUACAAGUCAUAGAGCUUACAGCGGACGAACAGUACCCAGACUGUGUAUUUGUUGAAGAUGCUGCAGUGGUGUGUGGUGACAUUGCUUUAGUUUGUAGGUUGGGUCACCCAACCAGACGUGGCGAGUCCGCCAGGAUGAAAACUGUGCUACAGGAGCUUGGUUUGAGUGUGGAAGAAAUGGAACACCCUGCUACUCUAGAUGGAGGGACGUCCUCUUCACAGGUAAAGAAUUCUUAG